This is a messenger RNA of Pollicipes pollicipes, 1398 nucleotides long. RefSeq lists its product as uncharacterized. The transcript has 9 exons. The record is from RefSeq and is a predicted model, not a curated record. The coding region runs from base 160 to 1398 and encodes 412 amino acids. NCBI's taxonomy places the organism in Eukaryota, Metazoa, Arthropoda, Thecostraca, Pollicipedomorpha, Pollicipedidae.
GAGUGCGAGGAGGGGCCGGCGCGGCGGACCCGCGCCGGCACCGCGCGCACCACGCCGCCCUCCUCCGCGACCCACACGACGAACGGCUGUACCCCUGCGGGCUGUCAGGUGCCGACGACACCGCAGGCCGCGCGCGGCGCCGCCCGCCCGCCGACGACGAUGAACGGCAAACAAGGCGACGGGACGAUGGCGCUGCGCCGCAACAGCCGCAGCUUCAACUCGCUACCCCGCCACCUGCCCAGCACCUACUCGGUGCCCUACGGCUUCAAGAUCGACCUGGACUUCGUCCGCUUCUGCGACAACUACUAUGACAACAAGGAGAGCCAGCGGCCAGUUAACCGGCUCCGGCGCACCAAGCGCAGCCACAAGAAGUCCUACGACUCGCUGCUCGGGCUGCGCCGAGAAAAGGCGGACAAGCAGAAGUCAGUCAGUCCGCCAGUGCAGGCGCCGGCGCCCGUGUUCCCAUCCGUGCGGAGCGCGCCGGACCGUCAGCUGGCCAGCGAUCUCGAGAGCUCCCUGGGUCAGGUGAUGUCCGACUUCGAGGAGACGCUGGAGCGGUCGCGCGCUGCCACUCACACCAGCCCGGCGUACCUGAGCGACGGUGCUGGGUACCGGCCGCCGGCCAGGCGCUACCACUCGCUGCCCCGGCCAGGCUCGUUGCGCUCCUGGCGGGACGCGGAGCGGGACCUGCCGCGAGCCUCGUCCAACUCGUCGCUCUCGGACUCGUCCGAGCCGGCCGGGCCCACCGCGCGCUCGGCCGACAUCGCGCGCGAGAUGGCGGAGACCAUCAGCUCGCUGCAGCGCCUCAGCCAGAUGGAGGACGGCCCAGAGCCGCGGCCGGCGCGCCGCGGUGCCUCCGGGGACGGGCGCGCCGCCGCCGGCGGCCCCGAGGAGACCGCCGAACGCCUCCACAAGCUGUCGGUGCUGCGAGAGGAGAAGCGCGCGAUGGAGCAGGUGGUGCGCAGCCGACCCCGGCGCGACCCAACGCCCGAGCUGGCCUCGGAGGGGCCUGAGCGCGAGUCCAGGCUGACCCUGAGGUCCAGAAGUCUCUCGCCUGCCCCCGAUGCCGUGUUGCGCGGCCGGCGGGUCCAGCAGGACGCGUCCACCAGCUGUCGCGUGUUGACACGAGACGUGGGCGUCUCUGGUGGCCCGCCCUCCCGCGGCGCCACGCCUCCCCAGGAGUCCAGCGCUGCCCGCGUCAUCACGCGGGACCGUUCGGUGGGCGUGCUGACUGAGCUGAACGCCGGCCAGGCCGAGCCGGGCCGGCGCCGCAUCUCGCUGGAGGCUAUCCUGAGCGGUCGCGGGGGCAGCCGCUCGGUGGGUGUGGCCACGUCCCCGCCGCGGCUGGGCGUCGGCCGCACCCACGUGGAAGAGGUGCGCGCCGCGCCGCCGCCAUGA